AUGAAGGAAAGCGUUUGGGCAGGUUGGACCACUCCCAUUUUUGUGAUCCGAUUCGCACUGAUCACACCGACCGUAUUCUACUGGACCUAUGGAGAAGAGCACUACACAAUUGUCAGCCGCGAUGUCGAGUUAUUCAACGACACCUACGACACGGCCAUCGUCACCAGCGAAAGGUUGGCAGCCAAAUGGGGAUUCAUUUUAUUCCUGUAUAACAUGGUCAUUCUUCUUCCUUCAAUAAUCUUCAUACCUCCGAUGAACAUACUUCUGGCAAUUGUCGACACCGCGUUCACCGUUUUUGUAUCGAUCACUACGCAUUCUCAGACUGCAUACAUACCUUACAGCCUGGACAAAUGCCGUGACCCAGUAGGCCUGGAAUUAAGCCGACCUCCAGGCACGAAUGAGAGCUUUUUUGCUGCUGCCGGAAGGCUGAACGAAACAAUCGCAAGUCCUACUAAGAUGUGCUGGGACUUUGUGAAGGAACGCCAAUAUGGGAUCGCACUAUCUUUUUUCUAUGCCCUAAUAUCUUUCCUCGGAUUGUUUACAUUCUUUGGCCAGAUUCGACAAGCCAAGAAGGACAACAAACCCAUUCUUGAUCUAUUCACAGAGGGGCUCAGCUUCAUCGGGCGCUGCCUGUUCUGCUUGAUAAAAUGGCCAGCGGUAGUCUUGUGGUUCGUUCUGCUCUACACUCCAAUUUUGGCCUUUCGAUGCCUACCCAUAAGCUUGAAAGCCCCGGUGCGAUCAGGGCGUCGGUGCGUCGUCAAGACUGUACUAGGUGCAGAGCAAAAGACGGAGAUCAUGUUAUCAGAGCUGAAACACGACUUAACGAAGGGAGAAGAUACAGUGAAAUUGUACCAAAGUAGUGCUGGAACGCACACCGAGCUAGCACAGUUCCUUGGCAUCUACGACAUGCUCGUCCUGGUUGCUAAAAACCUACACUACGCUGAUCUCAUCAACCUAUCAACCGUCUCGAAGUCAGCUAUAUACAUGCGGACCUGA
Molecule: messenger RNA, 996 nt
Organism: Alternaria atra
Lineage: Eukaryota; Fungi; Ascomycota; Dothideomycetes; Pleosporales; Pleosporaceae
Exons: 3
Coding region: 1-996 (331 amino acids)
Source: RefSeq, a predicted model, not a curated record